ACUGGACCGCCUGCCGCACAAUAAAGUCGAUCCUCUAUGGUUAGCUAGCCCAAGUAACUUGUCUCAAAAAACAAAUAGCCCAAUUAACAUCAAAUCGAGCUCGAGCUCGAGCAGAGGAGCCAUGGCGGGGGAGGGGGAGGAAAAGGAAAAGAUGGUGAUGUUGCGGAGCGAGGACGGCGUGGACUUUGUGCUGUCGGAGGCACAGGCAGAUGCCCAGUGCGGCAGCAAAAUCAAAAUAAUGAUGAAGUACGACUCAGAGAAGCACAUCACCCCUUCCGACGACGGCGGCGGCGAAAUCAGCUACUGCCUCAUCCGCCUCCCCGUCCGAGGCGACACACUCUCCAAGGUGAUGGACUACUCCAAGAUGCACGCCUCCGGAUCCCACGACCUGAAUGACUGGGAUGCAGAGUUCAUCGCUGGUUUCAACCACGAGGCCCUCUUCGAUCUCAUCCUGGUUCUGCGGAAAUACGGGUAUUUCGAGUGGCUCGAUGAGUACGUUGAGAGGUUGAAAUUGGAGGGAUCAACCGAAGGGCUCAAUUUUGGGGCACCGCUUGCUGUGGAACACGCCCCCCAUUUGGCAGACAGAUCAGGUCAUUGUUAUGGGCAAGCUAAACUAGGGUGUGAAUUGAAGAAAAUGGGCAAGCAACUAAAGCAACUGAUCGAUUUGAAGCAGCAAACAAAUAUGAUGGCUGGAGCAUUUUAUUGUUGUGUCAUUGCUAUGGGUUUCUUUUACUUGAUGUUCAUCAAUCGCUAGAAAUUGUUAGAGUUUCAGUCAGUGUGUCAAUCUAGUUUCAUUUGUUAGCUGAAUUUGAAUUUAUGUGAAGCAAAACCUGCCUGUGUUUGUAAUGGAUUAUUUUAAAAUGCAGCAAUUGAUGAAAAAAUGCAGCAAUUCAUAAUGUGCA
Molecule: messenger RNA, 902 nt
Organism: Hordeum vulgare subsp. vulgare (domesticated barley)
Lineage: Eukaryota; Viridiplantae; Streptophyta; Magnoliopsida; Poales; Poaceae
Exons: 2
Coding region: 122-754 (210 amino acids)
Biological process (GO): ubiquitin-dependent protein catabolic process
Source: RefSeq, a predicted model, not a curated record